CCCGGAAGUACGUGGCCAGCCAAACCUUCACCGCAAGCUACCCUCGCCUCAAGGGCAAUGCUCUCGCAAUGUCCUACGGCCUCUGGGCCGCUAUUUUUGGCGUCAAACUUGGCGUGUCAUAUGCCUAUCUGGCCCUGUCGUUCAGGGAUCCGAUCAAAUACCUUUUCAUCAUGAAGCUCAAGUGCCAGGGCGAUUCCCUGUUCGGCACUGGCAUGGCCGAUGUCCUCUGCAAGCAGCAGGGUAUCAUUCUGCUGGGCUUGAUGGCAUUCACUGAUGUUAUUUUCUUCUUCUUGGACACCUAUCUGUGGUACGUGUUGAUGAACACCCUGUUUUCCAUCGCUCGAUCAUUCUACAUCGGUUCUUCGAUUUGGACGCCUUGGAGGAAUAUUUUCUCCCGCCUUCCUAAGCGCAUCUACUCGAAGGUACUGGCCACCACGGACAUGGAGAUCAAGUACAAGCCCAAGGUCCUGAUCUCCCAGGUCUGGAAUGCCAUCGUCAUCUCCAUGUACCGGGAGCACCUGCUUGCUAUCGACCACGUUCAGAAGUUGCUAUACCACCAGGUCCCUUCCGAACAGGAGGGCAAGCGAACCCUUCGAGCCCCUACGUUCUUCGUCUCACAGGAGGCACAAGUCUUUCAGCACUGAAUUCUUCCCCGCUGAUAGCGAGGCUGAACGUCGCCUGUCUUUCUUCGCCCAGUCGCUUUCCACCCCGAUUCCAGAGCCUCUGCCUGUGGAUAACAUGCCGACAUUCUCCGUUCUCAUCCCCCACUAUAGCGAGAAGAUUUUGCUCUCACUUCGCGAGAUCAUUCGGGAGGAUGAGCCGUACUCCCGU
This is a messenger RNA of Verticillium alfalfae VaMs.102, 831 nucleotides long. Its product is annotated as 1,3-beta-glucan synthase component bgs4. The transcript has a single exon. The coding region runs from base 69 to 644 and encodes 191 amino acids. Gene Ontology annotation, cellular component: plasma membrane. Lineage: Eukaryota; Fungi; Ascomycota; Sordariomycetes; Glomerellales; Plectosphaerellaceae. Gene Ontology annotation, biological process: (1->3)-beta-D-glucan biosynthetic process; fungal-type cell wall polysaccharide biosynthetic process. The record is from RefSeq and is a predicted model, not a curated record. Gene Ontology annotation, molecular function: 1,3-beta-D-glucan synthase activity.